AUUCCACGUUCACCAAGUCUGGGAGGCUUUGUGGCUAACGACCAGAAGGAAUCUGAAACUGAAGGGUGCUUUGUGAAAAUUGCUGAAACUUUGAAAAUGGCAGUGGAUACAAGAACAGUAUUAGGGCCUUGUAGAAAUCUCAAUCUAACUCAUCUGAAAGAAACUACCAAUUUGGAAGAUGUAAAGUGUUAUAACACUAACUCCAAACAAACGAACUCGGAGAGAGAGCUCUUAGAUUACAAGUCGUACGUCUCAUCAAGAUGCAGAAAUGAAGAUCUAGAAGACGAUGAUGAUAUUACUAACAUGUUGAAGAAUAUUCCUCAAAUUGAGAAACUCUUUCAAGUGAAGGAAAAGAUUGGUGAGGGAACUUUCAGUAAGGUCUUUAGAGCUUCUUUGAAGGGGAGAGGAAACUCGAAGGAAGAUUUUGCAUUGAAAUACUUAGUUCCAACUAGUCACCCUCAAAGGAUUGCAAAUGAACUUCGAUGCAUGAAGGAAGUUGGAGGCUCCUGUAACGUGAUGAACGUUGAACUUUGUCUGAUGGAGCGAGGCCAUGUUGUAAUUAUUAUGCCUUUCUUUCCUCAUGUCUUGUUUUCGGAUUGCGUGAGAAGUAUGACGAAAGAGGAAGUAAAAGAUUAUAUGAAAAACCUUUUACAGGCACUAACGAAGAUCCACGAAAAAGGAAUCAUUCAUAGAGAUGUUAAGCCAAGCAAUUUCUUGUACAACAAGAAAUUAAAACGGUAUGCUUUAGUUGAUUUUGGACUUGCUCAGUACAUGAAAGAAAUCGAGUCUCGAGAAAAAACUGAGGUUUCUAGGCCUCCGUGUGGAGUACUGACUAAUAGAAAUUCCCAGGAAACUCCUGAGAAAUCCAGGGAGAAACACAAGGACCACCUGAAAACAUGUUCUUCCCAAAGUACAAUAACACCCAGGAAGAGACCAAGAAGUGUCAACCAAGAAAAUGAGGUCUUUUUCUCUAAUGUUCAUCGUAACAAGAAAGCAUUUUGUGAAUCUUCUAACGCUGUAGGCCACCAAGGCUCAUUAGUCUCAAGUCAUCCUCAGUAUUCUGUGACACCCCUAAAACCUCUUGAUAAUUUUGAUCCAGUUCCAAAACGAACUCCUCAUCUACAACUAGCGAGGAAGAAUCCCAACACCGUGACUAAAAUCCCACCUGUGAGAAAUGAGCCAAGAAUGGUAAAGUUUGAAGGCAACCAUGUCCGACUUAGUGGUGGCUAUAUCAGUAGCAAUGCACGAAAACAGAGCUGUGGUUGUUUUGGGAAGCCACAAGUUUGUAACAUCUGUUUAAGUAGGUUACAAGAAGUUGCUCCAAGAGCUGGUACUCCUGGGUUCAGAGCUCCUGAAGUGUUACUAAAAUAUAAGGGACAAACUACAGCCAUUGAUGUAUGGUCAGCUGGGGUGAUAUUUCUAUCUCUCUUAAGUGGACGUUAUCCCUUUUUUCGAGCCACAGAUGAUUUAACCUCUCUAGCAGAAAUUGCAACAGUUAUCGGAACCACCAGGCUACAAGAGUCGGCUCAAAAAUUAGGUAAAAAGGUGACCAUGAGUUGUCAAAAGCCAUCCUUAAAGCUGAACAUUUUGUGUAAGCAGUUACGAGGUUCUGGUAGAGAAACGACCUUUCCUGAAAGUGCCUACGAACUUUUAGAAUCUAUGAUGGAUCCUGACCCGUUCACUAGAAUUUCUGCACAUGCUGCACUUCAGCAUGCUUACUUUGAAACUUGUGCGACCUCUAGUGUGUAAAUCAUAUAUUUUAA
Messenger RNA from Limulus polyphemus (Atlantic horseshoe crab), 1763 nucleotides. RefSeq names its product cell division cycle 7-related protein kinase-like. Gene Ontology annotation, cellular component: nucleus. Gene Ontology annotation, biological process: mitotic DNA damage checkpoint signaling; protein phosphorylation. The transcript is spliced from 11 exons. Lineage: Eukaryota; Metazoa; Arthropoda; Merostomata; Xiphosura; Limulidae. The record is from RefSeq and is a predicted model, not a curated record. The coding region runs from base 97 to 1749 and encodes 550 amino acids. Gene Ontology annotation, molecular function: protein serine/threonine kinase activity; ATP binding.